AGGAAUGACCCAUCUCAAACUUCCUUUGUCCCAACAGCUCCAGUUGUGCCUGAAGCAUUGGUAUUCCAGAACAGUGGCUCCAGCUCAAAUUUGACUGCCUCAUGGUCCAAUGCAGGUGGAGCAGAAUGGCUCCAUUUCACUCUCCAGAACCUCCAUACCAUGACGGAGAGUACUACAGUUUCAGUCAAGAGGGGCCUAACAAACUAUACUUUUCAACACCUGAAGCCAGGUACCCCCUAUCGACUGGAGGUCAAGGCCACAGCUGGACCUUACCGGGUUGAGGGGUCCAAGGUUACGGCUUAUACCUAUCCUAUGAAGCCAACUAACCUAAGUUUGAAUAGCUAUGGCAAAAGUAACACUUUAAAGGCAUCAUGGAAUUCAUCAGUUGGAGAAAGAGAAUUCUAUUUGGUUCUUCUGCAAGAAGGUGAAAGCAGUGUAUCCAUCAGAAAUAUGUCAGUUGGAGGCAACACUACACAACUUACCUUCCAUAACUUGAGUCCUGGGAGCCUCUAUACGCUUUGGGUGACAGCUGUUGCUGGACCAUAUAAAGUAUCUGCAAAGAGCAUCUCUGCAUGGACAUGCUACCGGAGGGAAGCAGGACAUAAUUUGGAUCACCAGCGCGGCCGCCAUUACAGCCGCUGCUCCCUGGCAAGCUCCCCCAACACUUAA
Molecule: messenger RNA, 669 nt
Organism: Anolis sagrei ordinatus
Lineage: Eukaryota; Metazoa; Chordata; Lepidosauria; Squamata; Anolidae
Source: RefSeq, a predicted model, not a curated record